UCAAUUCUUCCAAUCGUAGACGUCAACAAAGCAAUCGUCUCUAGUGUGUGCGUAUGUGUAUCGUUGUUUUUUCUUAUGUUUGUGCUAAUACCAUCCUGAAGCUAAACUUUUGUUUUGUAUUAUCAAUCGAAAUAUUUAUGGAAAAUCGAGCUGGCUUUUUAUGAGAAUUGGUUGUUGGCAACAAUAAAAAUGGAGGCUACAUCAGAAACAAUUAGUCGCUCGAGGUCUGGCAGUGUAGCCGAGGAGUACCUACAGUGUCCUACGUGUGAAUGCAAACUGCAACGUUAUGAAGUGAAGGCACAUUUCGAACAAGAGAUGGAGCGUUUAAGACAAUUACAAAUGAAAGCGGUAAGCGAAGCCACUGCCGAAAUAACACAACAAAGCCCUAGCAAUACAGUGGCGCUUAGUGAGGAGCGACGAAAACCGUGGACAAUAUUCCAACGCGUGCAGCGAAAUCGGCAUUCACGUAUAAGGCGAAGAACUGGUAAACGCCCGCCACCACCAGCCGAUCAGAAAUGCCCGGUUUGCAAUGUCAGCUUUCGCUUGGAAGAAAUUCAACAGCAUGUUGAACAGUGUCUACUACGUAGUAACGGCACCAUCAAUGGGCGUGAUGGGGGCAGUUCAAGCAAUGAAGACGAAGAUGGUGAGGAAUAUGAAGAAUACGAAUGGGCUGGUCAAAAACGCAUACGUGUCUCAAGUCUGUUGCAAGGCGGUUAUGCAGCAAUCGGUAUAGGACAGAUUGUGACAAAUCAUAGCAGCAGCAGUAGUCAGGCUCGCGAUGAAGAGGACGAAGAUUUGAAUGUUGAUGAGGAUGACACACAAAUCUACGGACCGGCUCAGUAUGGUGAGACAGAUGUUAUACCGCCCGCCGGUUCGGAGGAAAAUGGUAACAGUGCAGAUAGCGAUGUAACAAACUAUAUGCGGCGGCUAAUAACUGGCACUGCAGAAACAACUGGUUCAAGCAACAACGCGGCGGAGUUGCGUCGCACAAAAAACGCGAAUGCGAUAGUCGCAAAUACAGAGGCAUGCAUUCCACGGACUGACCCAACUACCUGUGUAGUAUCCACAGAAGCACAAGUUCCCACCACAAGACUACUUUCUAUGAGUGAACAACAAAAUAACCCGCAGAUAAUAGAGUCACUAAAAAUAAAAUUACGACAUUACGAAAAUCAAGCACUGAACAAGUUUAAAUGUUUGAUUUGUUUGGAUGAUUAUCGAAACCCAGCAAUUUCCGUAGCUUGUUGGCAUGUACAUUGUGAGGAGUGCUGGCUACGCUCGUUGGGUACACGAAAACUCUGCCCACAGUGCAAUUUGAUUACGACGCCUAAGGAUUUACGUAGAAUUUAUAUGUGAAUGGAGUAAAGUAACGAUAGAAGCAUAACCAGUGUAUUUAAUUUAAAUUUCAAGUCGAUUUCAUUCAAUCAAUUACAGUUUUUGAUUUUUGUAAAUCCAGACACAUUUUAUACAUACAUACUUAUGUUUAGGUUAAAAAAAACAGUUUUCUUUUUGUUACAAAUUUGCAUAUUUACGCCCAUAUUGAGUUCGAAUAAGCAAAAAUAAUAAAAUUAGCCUUUAAGGAAAACAGAUCCUAAGCUGUGUUGCAGUUACAAUAAAAAUAUAAGAUAUAAUUUAGCUGUAAGAAGCUAUAUUAUAGAAGUAUAUACAUACGCA
Anastrepha ludens (Mexican fruit fly) is the source of this 1671-nucleotide messenger RNA. It is a transcript of the gene RNF220, whose product is annotated as E3 ubiquitin-protein ligase RNF220. Gene Ontology annotation, molecular function: ubiquitin protein ligase activity; metal ion binding. NCBI's taxonomy places the organism in Eukaryota, Metazoa, Arthropoda, Insecta, Diptera, Tephritidae. Bases 190 to 1353 code for a protein of 387 amino acids. The record is from RefSeq and is a predicted model, not a curated record. Gene Ontology annotation, biological process: protein ubiquitination. The transcript has 2 exons.